This is a messenger RNA of Aegilops tauschii subsp. strangulata, 513 nucleotides long. The record is from RefSeq and is a predicted model, not a curated record. NCBI's taxonomy places the organism in Eukaryota, Viridiplantae, Streptophyta, Magnoliopsida, Poales, Poaceae.
AUGGUCCGGCGAGGGCGCGGAAGCCGAGGCAGUGGCUCCGACGGGAUCUGGCCAGGGGACGGGCGCGGACGUCGAGGAGGGGCGACACCGGAGUUGGGUGGCGGAACUCGCCGGCGUGGGGCGGUGGCGACCUCCGGUGGCGGCGGCGCAUGGCGGCGGGGCGGAGGGAGCCGGGCAGCGCUCGGGGCGGCACGGUGCGGCCGGGACGACGCGCGGGGGCGGGCGACCGGCGGCGGGGUCGAAGGGGCACGGGGCGGCGGGAACCGGCGGGGCGAGGAGGCGGCGGCCUGGGGGUCGCCGGCGGGCGACUCCGGCGAGCUAGACGAGGAGGCGGCUGAACAAGGGCUCCGGCGGGCGCGGGCGCUGUCCGGCGAGGCGGGCGCGGGGAAGGGCCCCGAUGGGCUCGGCGGGCUUGCCCCGGGCCUGGGCAGGCCGCGGCGGCGGUGGAGGAGAGAGAGGAGGCGCGGGGCUGACGUGGCGCGAUGCCACUGGCUGGGAGCGGCAGCGGGAUGA